Bombus pyrosoma is the source of this 1491-nucleotide messenger RNA. Its product is annotated as galactose mutarotase-like. Lineage: Eukaryota; Metazoa; Arthropoda; Insecta; Hymenoptera; Apidae. Gene Ontology annotation, biological process: glucose metabolic process; beta-D-galactose catabolic process via UDP-galactose, Leloir pathway. The record is from RefSeq and is a predicted model, not a curated record. The transcript is spliced from 6 exons. Bases 325 to 1404 code for a protein of 359 amino acids. Gene Ontology annotation, molecular function: aldose 1-epimerase activity; carbohydrate binding.
UGAAUUUACCUUUUACGAACUCAGCUGUAACAUUUUAUUUUGUCUUGAGGAACAAUUUCCUUGUUGGUGAAAUAAUAAGAAGAAUUCGAGUACAGAGACCAAAACUGUGAACACUACGAGAAACAGAAAUAAUCAUCAUCAGUUGUCAGCGCAAGUAAGCUUGGACAACAUUUGGCAAGAUCCUCUGUUCCGCUCUUCUGUUUUUGAAUUAAUAUAAUUUCGAAAUUUCGAAACGUUAUUGUCAGCACGCUGCAUCGUAUACAGGCAAAAGUCUCAAUGAAAGGAAAUAUAAUCAUCCAAUGACAAAAAGAUAGGAGAUCGAUUAUGGAUUCGAAUGGUGAACAAUUAAUAUCUUGUACAAAAUGGGGAUCUGUCGAUGGUCGAAGCAUUGAGAAGUACACUUUAAAAAAUAACGCGGGUCAGGAGGUGGACAUCGUAACGUACGGCGCAACAAUAACAUCUAUUAGAACUCCAGAUAAAGAUGGAAGAAUAGCAGACAUCGUUUUAGGUUUCGAUAAAGUAGAAGAUUACUCGUCCACGGUUUAUAAACCGUAUUUUGGUGCGACGAUUGGAAGAGUCGCGAACCGUAUAAAAAAUGGGGAAUUCACAUUGAACGGGAAAAAGUAUCAUUUAGCUAAGAAUGCAGGACAAAAUAGUCUUCACGGUGGCAUUAAAGGGUGGAGUUCGAAAAUAUGGAAUGCCGCUAUUCAGCGUAACAAGCUUGUACUUUCUUUGCUAAGCGAGGACGGUGACGAAGGUUACCCUGGAGAUGCAGUAGCUUCGGUCACUUUUCAAUUAACCAUCGAUGGAGAGUUACGCAUCGAGAUGAAAGUUUUCGUCACCAAAGCUACACCUAUUAACUUGACUAAUCAUAGUUACUUCAAUCUAGCUGGUCAUGAUGGUAACGCAAGCGAACUAUACAAACAUCGGUUUACUUUAAAUGCGGAUCAUUGGACGGUCACCGACACAGAAAGUAUUCCUACUGGAGAAAUACGAUCGGUCCUCGGUACCGUGAUGGACUUGAGAAACUCGACCAUACUCGGAGAUGUCAUUGACAAAGUACCAGGUGGUGGAUACGAUUAUAAUUUUUGUUUAAGAGUAAACGAUACCGCAAACGAAAGAAACGUUGUUGCCAAUGUUUUACAUCCUAAUUCUGGAAGAUAUUUACAAGUUUUUUCGAAUCAGCCUGGAGUGCAAUUUUAUACAGCCAACUUUUUACCCGAACGCGAGACCCCGGGUAUUAAGGGGAAAAACGGAACCACAUACUUCAAGCAUGGUGCAUUCUGUUUAGAAACACAAAAUUAUCCGGAUGCUGUCAAUCAAGAAAAUUUUCCAAAUAGCAUACUUGAACCUGGACAGCUUUAUCGUCAUACUGUUAUAUACAAGUUUGGAGUAGUAGCAUAGAAAAUACAUACUUAUUCUUUGUAUAUGAUACAAUUGUAUUUUGACUAUUAUGUUCUAAUAAUUAGAAUAAAAGUAUGUUAUAUAUUA